GAAGUUACAGUGAGGCUGCGGGAAAGGCCUGCUGCUUCUCUGAGGCUCUUCCCACCAUCAGGAGACAUCCGUCACACCGCUGGUUAAAGGAAGAUGCAGAAAAGCAAAAGACCCUCCUUCAUCAGCCUUCCUGAAGGAGCUGAGGAAACCUCGGUGGUUCCUCCUUCUUGGCCCACAAGUGGGAUGGAUAGCGGGGUCUCAGGCACAACCAGUAAUGGAGAAACAAAACCAGUGUUUCCAGUCAUGGAAAAGGCAAAGGAAGAUGGCACUCUGGAGCGGGGACACUGGAACAACAAGAUGGAGUUUGUGCUGUCAGUGGUCGGGGAGAUCGUUGGCUUAGGCAACGUCUGGAGGUUUCCCUAUCUCUGCUACAAGAAUGGGGGAGGUGCCUUUUUCAUCCCCUACCUCAUCUUUCUCUUCACCUGUGGCAUUCCUCUCUUCUUCCUGGAGACAGCACUGGGUCAGUACACAAGCCAGGGGGGCAUCACAGCCUGGAGGAAGAUCUGUCCCAUCUUUGAGGGCAUUGGCUGUGCCUCCCAGGUGAUUGUCAUGCUCCUCAACAUCUACUACAUCAUUGUCCUGGCCUGGGCAUUCUUCUACCUCUUCAGCAGCUUCACCACUGACCUGCCCUGGGGAAGCUGCCACCACGAGUGGAACACAGAGAACUGUGUGGAGUUCCAGAGGACCAAUGGCUCCCUGAAUGUGACCUUUGAGAAUGUCACCUCCCCUGUCAUCGAGUUCUGGGAGAGGCGGGUCCUGAAGAUCUCUGAUGGCAUUCAGAACCUGGGGGCCCUGCGCUGGGAGCUGGUCCUGUGCCUCCUGCUCGCCUGGAUCAUCUGCUACUUCUGCAUCUGGAAGGGGGUCAAGUCCACAGGCAAGGUGGUGUACUUCACAGCCACGUUCCCUUAUCUCAUGCUGAUAGUCCUAUUAAUCCGAGGGGUGACACUGCCUGGGGCAGCCAAAGGAAUUCAGUUCUACCUGUACCCUGACCUCACACGUCUGAGGGACCCCCAGGUGUGGAUGGACGCGGGCACCCAGAUCUUCUUCUCCUUCGCCAUCUGCCUGGGCUGCCUCACAGCCCUGGGCAGCUACAACAAGUACCACAAUAACUGCUACAGGGACUGCCUUGCCCUCUGCCUCCUCAACAGUGGCACCAGCUUCAUGGCCGGCUUUGCUAUCUUCUCCAUCCUGGGCUUCAUGGCCCAGGAACAGGGUGUGCCCAUUUCUGAGGUCGCCGAGUCAGGCCCUGGCCUGGCUUUCAUCGCCUACCCCCGGGCUGUGGUAAUGCUUCCCUUCUCUCCUCUGUGGGCCUGCUGCUUCUUCUUCAUGGUCAUUCUCCUGGGACUUGAUAGCCAGUUUGUGUGUGUAGAAAGCCUGGUCACAGCGCUGGUGGACAUGUACCCCCAGAAGUUCCGGAGGAAGCACCGGAGAGAGAUCCUCAUCCUUGUGGUGGCCGUCGUCUGCUUCCUUUUGGGGCUAGUCAUGCUCACAGAGGGCGGCAUGUACGUGUUCCAGAUCUUUGACUACUACGCAGCCAGUGGCAUGUGUCUCCUGUUUGUGGCCAUCUUUGAGUCCCUCUGUGUGGCUUGGGUUUACGGAGCUGGACGCUUCUAUGACAAUAUUGAAGAUAUGAUUGGGUACAAGCCAUGGCCUCUUAUCAAAUUCUGCUGGCUCUUUUUCACACCAGCUGUGUGCAUGGCCACCUUCUUGUUCGCCUUGAUCAAGUAUACACCACUGACCUACAACAAGAAGUACACAUAUCCAUGGUGGGGUGAUGCCCUGGGCUGGCUCCUGGCUCUGUCCUCCAUGGCCUGCAUUCCCGCCUGGAGCAUCUACAAAUUUUUCAGCCUCAAAGGCCCCCUCAGAGAGAGAGUUCGCCAGCUCUUGUGCCCGGCUGAGGAUCUGCCCCAGAGGAACCAAGCAGGACCCACCGCUGCCACACCCAGGACAUCUCUUCUGCGACUCACAGAACUGGAGUCAAACUGCUAAGGGUGGAACUUCACAUGGAGCCUGUGGGCCUGGCUGGGGGACAUCUGUAUGCCAGCAGGCAGAAGGCCCACUGUGCCCCUCUGUUCUCACCCUGGGCAGACAACACAAAGGGCAUCCUUUGGAAUGCACCUUUGGAGCAGGGUGCCUUUCAGCCCCACUUCUUUGUUCCACCCCAUCUGUUAAAACAGACGAGAGAUGCCAGUGUCCAGAGUACCUCUUGAGCCAGCUCGGGAAGCCCAGUGGGGGUAGUAGGGGUGAGAGCAACUGGCCUCCGCCUUUUCCCUGCAUUCCAUUAAAUCCAUCUUCUUCCCUGAA
This is a messenger RNA of Cavia porcellus (domestic guinea pig), 2304 nucleotides long. It is a transcript of the gene Slc6a13, whose product is annotated as solute carrier family 6 member 13. Gene Ontology annotation, molecular function: gamma-aminobutyric acid:sodium:chloride symporter activity. Bases 94 to 1989 code for a protein of 631 amino acids. The transcript is spliced from 15 exons. Gene Ontology annotation, cellular component: plasma membrane. The record is from RefSeq and is a predicted model, not a curated record. Lineage: Eukaryota; Metazoa; Chordata; Mammalia; Rodentia; Caviidae. Gene Ontology annotation, biological process: neurotransmitter transport; sodium ion transmembrane transport.